This is a messenger RNA of Homarus americanus (American lobster), 538 nucleotides long. RefSeq names its product U-scoloptoxin(01)-Er1a-like. The record is from RefSeq and is a predicted model, not a curated record. Gene Ontology annotation, cellular component: extracellular region. Lineage: Eukaryota; Metazoa; Arthropoda; Malacostraca; Decapoda; Nephropidae. Gene Ontology annotation, molecular function: chitin binding. The coding region runs from base 69 to 446 and encodes 125 amino acids. The transcript has 2 exons.
GGGUAUUUAAAGGGGUCUCAAACCACCCUUGCCAUCACUUCUUCUCCUGACGCCGUUGUUACACAAACAUGAAGACCCUGGUCGUCAUCCUCGCCCUGGUGGCUCUGGCCACCGCCCAGUCCGCCUACCAGUUCUCUGACGGAUUCCUGGAGGUCCUCGGCGCACAACCUGUCCAGAACUUCGACUGCGCCGGCCGCGCCUACGGCUACUACGCCGACGUGCCCACCGACUGCCAGGUGUUCCACGUCUGCCUGCCCAUCUCUGACGACCUAGGGGAGAUCGUGGAGACCGCCCAGUUCUCCUUCUUCUGCGGGAACCAGACGGUGUUCAGCCAGGAGUCCCUCACCUGCUCCCACCCCCAGGAGGCCUUCCCCUGUGACCAGGCUGAGACCCUCUUCGACUCCUCCAACGCUGACUUCGGCAAGAUCCCUGAAGAGAGGAAGUAGACCAGUGGCCGCUGACUGUUUCUUGUUAUGUAAUGAUGAUCUUCUUGGUGAGUCGCUACAAAUAAAAUGACUGAGUCUCCCCCAACACAUUA